Messenger RNA from Equus caballus (horse), 2914 nucleotides. It is a transcript of the gene RTF1, whose product is annotated as RTF1 homolog, Paf1/RNA polymerase II complex component. The record is from RefSeq and is a predicted model, not a curated record. Lineage: Eukaryota; Metazoa; Chordata; Mammalia; Perissodactyla; Equidae. Gene Ontology annotation, molecular function: DNA binding; RNA polymerase II C-terminal domain phosphoserine binding. Gene Ontology annotation, cellular component: Cdc73/Paf1 complex.
CGGAGCGGAGCGCGCAUGCGCGGUCGCCUUUGUGUGGGUCGAGCGGUGGUGGUGGCGGCGGCAGUGGCGGUCCCACUGGCAGGCGGGCAAGAGGGGAGUCCGGGCGGCGUCCGGCGUGGGAGCCGGGGGACGACCAUGGUAAAGAAGCGGAAAGGCCGCGUCGUGAUCGACUCGGACACGGAGGACAGCGGCAGCGACGAGAACCUGGAUCAGGAGCUCCUGUCCCUGGCAAAGCGAAAGCGCAGUGACUCUGAGGAGAAGGAGCCUCCUGUGAGUCAGCCUGCAGCCUCCUCAGACUCUGAGACGUCCGACAGUGAUGAUGAGUGGACAUUUGGGAACAAUAAAAAUAAGAAGAAAGGAAAGGCCAGAAAAACAGAGAAGAAAGGAACUCUGAAGAAGCAGACCAACAAAACUGCUUCCUCGGGCAGUUCGGACAAAGACAGCUCAGCCGAGAGCUCAGCCCCUGAGGAAGGUGAAGUAUCAGAUUCUGACAGCAACAGCUCUUCCUCCAGUUCAGAUUCAGACUCUUCCUCAGAAGAUGAAGAGUUCCAUGAUGGCUAUGGAGAAGACCUCAUGGGAGAUGAGGAAGACAGGGCCCGUCUGGAACAGAUGACAGAGAAAGAGAGAGAGCAAGAACUGUUCAACCGCAUAGAGAAGAGGGAGGUUUUGAAAAGAAGAUUUGAAAUCAAGAAAAAACUAAAAACAGCCAAAAAGAAAGAAAAGAAAGAAAAAAAGAAAAAGCAAGAAGAGGAGCAGGAGAAGAAAAAGCUGACGCAGAUUCAAGAAUCUCAGGUGACGUCCCACAACAAGGAACGGCGUUCCAAGCGGGAUGAGAAACUGGAUAAGAAAUCUCAAGCCAUGGAGGAACUAAAGGCAGAGCGAGAAAAACGGAAGAACAGAACAGCUGAGCUCCUUGCCAAAAAACAGCCAUUAAAAACCAGUGAGGUGUACUCUGACGAUGAGGAGGAGGAAGAGGACGACAAGUCCAGUGAAAAGUCAGACCGUUCGUCUCGAACAUCGUCGUCUGAUGAAGAGGAGGAGAAAGAAGAGAUCCCACCAAAAUCACAACCAGUCUCCUUACCUGAGGAAUUGAAUCGAGUUCGAUUAUCACGGCAUAAGCUAGAACGCUGGUGUCACAUGCCCUUCUUUGCUAAAACUGUCACAGGAUGUUUUGUACGGAUUGGCAUUGGAAACCACAACAGCAAACCAGUUUACCGGGUUGCUGAGAUCACUGGUGUUGUGGAAACUGCCAAAGUUUACCAGCUUGGUGGCACCAGAACAAACAAAGGGCUACAACUACGGCAUGGCAAUGACCAACGCGUGUUCCGCCUAGAGUUCGUCUCAAACCAGGAAUUCACUGAAAGCGAAUUUAUGAAGUGGAAAGAAGCGAUGUUCUCUGCUGGCAUGCAGUUGCCCACUCUAGAUGAAAUCAAUAAGAAGGAAUUAUCUAUUAAAGAAGCUCUUAAUUAUAAAUUCAACGAUCAGGACAUUGAAGAGAUUGUAAAAGAGAAAGAGAGGUUCAGGAAAGCCCCACCCAACUACGCUAUGAAGAAGACUCAGCUGCUAAAGGAAAAGGCCAUGGCUGAGGACCUCGGGGAUCAGGACAAGGCCAAACAAAUCCAAGACCAGCUGAACGAGCUGGAGGAGCGGGCAGAGGCCCUGGACCGCCAGCGGACCAAGAACAUAUCUGCUAUCAGUUAUAUCAACCAGCGGAACCGGGAGUGGAACAUUGUGGAGUCUGAGAAGGCCCUUGUGGCUGAAAGUCACAACAUGAAAAACCAACAGAUGGAUCCCUUUACCAGGCGGCAGUGCAAACCUACCAUCGUUUCUAACUCCAGAGACCCAGCUGUUCAAGCUGCCAUCUUGGCCCAGCUGAAUGCAAAGUACGGUUCUGGAGUGUUACCAGAUGCUCCAAAGGAAAUGAGCAAGGGUCAGGGAAAGGAUAAAGAUUUGAAUUCUAAGUCAGCCAGUGACCUCUCAGAAGACUUGUUCAAAGUACAUGAUUUCGAUGUGAAGAUUGAUUUACAAGUUCCCAGCUCAGAGUCAAAGGCUUUGGCCAUCACCUCCAAGGCUCCGCCAGCCAAGGACGGGGCUCCCAGGAGAUCUCUGAACUUGGAAGACUACAAAAAGCGACGGGGGCUUAUUUGAGCACACCCAGCCUGCUGCUCCUGACCCUGCAUGCCCCAUCACAGUGUCCCACCUUGCCUCUUUUCCUUUCAUUUGCCCUCUUUGGGCUGGAGCAGCAGUAGAACUGGGAAGAGACUCUGAACUGCCAGUCAUCUGUAAUAUAAACCAUUUGCUGUAUAGACCUCCCUUGUCUGUACCAUCUCCCACCAACUCCCAGGCCCCACCCAGUGUGGACCUGGGCUCUCUUGGGCUUUAUCCAUGUCUUUAGAUUUGUGUUUGGCUUUUUUUUUUUCUUUUAAACCAGCACCGUUCAUUGGCCACUCUGCACGCAUUCAGUAUUACCGUGGAGCUGGGAUUCUUGCUGAGCCCCUGGUGGCGACAGCAGCAACACUGGGCAGUCUCCUCUGCCGGCUGCCGUGGACCCAACCUUUGAACGUUUGGCACCGACCCUUGUGGAGGGAGAGGGGACUGGGCACCUGCAGUCCUGCUUCCUCUCUCCUCCUCUGUCUCUGCUUCCCAUCUCUGCGGAAGAGAGGUUUUCAAAACCAAUUUAGUUUCCAAAAAGUGUACAUUUGUCGGGGCGGGGGGGGUCUGUUUGAGAGAGAGAGAGUGUGUGUGUGUGUAUGUGUCUGUAAGUGUGUGGAUUUUUUUAUCAUUUUUUUAAAAUGCAGUACUCUUUGUAUCAGUCCGUCAUGGGUCUAUAGCUGUUUCAGAUUUUUUUCAGCUGUACUUGAGCAUCUGAAACUGCAAAGAAAGAAACUCAUUAAAUGUGAUUCUUCUUACUAAA